Messenger RNA from Rhodamnia argentea, 1237 nucleotides. RefSeq names its product probable xyloglucan endotransglucosylase/hydrolase protein 30. Bases 68 to 1141 code for a protein of 357 amino acids. NCBI's taxonomy places the organism in Eukaryota, Viridiplantae, Streptophyta, Magnoliopsida, Myrtales, Myrtaceae. Gene Ontology annotation, molecular function: hydrolase activity, hydrolyzing O-glycosyl compounds; xyloglucan:xyloglucosyl transferase activity. Gene Ontology annotation, cellular component: cell wall; apoplast. The record is from RefSeq and is a predicted model, not a curated record. The transcript has 4 exons. Gene Ontology annotation, biological process: cell wall biogenesis; xyloglucan metabolic process.
AGAAAAAGCAAGAAAGGAUAGAAGCGUAGGAGAGAGAGAAAAAGAAACGAACACAAAAAGUAAUUUCAUGGAUCCUUUGCGUCGCCUAAUCUCUGUCUUGUUUCCGACUUCAUCUUCAUCUUCAUCAUCCUCCUUGAUUCUUCUCCUCUCGCUCCUCUUCUGCGCCGCCUCCGCCACCGCUGCGGACUUCGACAUCGAACCCAUCACCUUCGACGAGGCCUACUCUCCUCUCUUCGGCGACGCCAACCUCAUCCGCUCCGACGAUGACAGGAGCGUCCGCCUCCUCCUCGACCGCUACUCCGGGUCGGGUUUCAUCUCCUCCAAUCUCUACAAGUAUGGCUUCUUCACCGCGAAGAUUAAGCUGCCAUCGGAUUACACGGCCGGCAUAGUCGUCGCGUUCUAUACAUCGAACGGCGACGUGUUCGAGAAGACCCACGACGAGCUGGACAUAGAGUUCCUGGGGAACAUAAGGGGGAAGAAGUGGAGGUUCCAGACCAACUUGUACGGGAACGGGAGCACGAGCCGAGGGAGGGAAGAGCGGUACACUCUCUGGUUCGAUCCCACCAGGACGUUCCAUCGCUACAGCAUCCUUUGGACCGCCAACAACAUCAUAUUUUACGUGGAUGAAGUCCCCAUCCGAGAAAUAAUUCGGAACGACGCCAUGGGCGGCGACUAUCCGGCAAAACCGAUGGCCCUGUACGCCACCAUCUGGGACGCCUCCGACUGGGCCACCUCCGGCGGCCGCUACAAGGUCAACUACAAGUACGCCCCCUUUGUUACCGAGUUCAAGGACCUCUUCCUCCAGGGCUGCCCUGUCAACCCCCUCGAUCAAUACCCAUCCGACCACUGCUACGACAAGCUCGCCCUCCUCGACGCCCAGGACUUCUCCACUGUCACUGCUGCGCGGCGCAUGGCCAUGCGGCAGUUCCGGCAGAACUACAUGUACUACUCCUACUGCUAUGACACUGUUCGAUACCCGAUUCCCCCGCCUGAGUGCGUGAUCCUCCCGUCGGAGAAGGAGCGGUUCAAGGACACCGGGCGGCUCAAGUUCGGUGGCAGCCACAAGAGGCGGUCGCGGCGGACCCGGUGGAGGGGGCAGAUCCCGGCGGUGUCAGAGUCGGAGGAUCAGUCGAUGAUGUAGUUUGACUAUUAGCUGUAAUUACACGUGCCUAGACUUUUUAUCUGAUUCUAUUUCUUGCCCUUCUAUUGGGGUUGGUCGAGAUUUUCGCCUCUCUCA